Lindgomyces ingoldianus is the source of this 1248-nucleotide messenger RNA. Its product is annotated as glutathione S-transferase. Lineage: Eukaryota; Fungi; Ascomycota; Dothideomycetes; Pleosporales; Lindgomycetaceae. The transcript has a single exon. The coding region runs from base 233 to 910 and encodes 225 amino acids. The record is from RefSeq and is a predicted model, not a curated record.
AAGGUUAAAUGCAUCCCUUCCUUCGGGAAACAUUCACUAUGCACGCUGAAUAAUUCGAGGUCCACGGAAGGAUGCUGAUCCGGUCCGGUCAACGUCGCUGGUGUAGUAUAAGACAACACCAUAGUUUCUUUCCCAUUAUAUCCCUAAACAAAGUCCAAAGUCCAAACACCAAAAUCGUAACUCACGAAACUCUCGAAACUGUCGAAAUUCUCCAUUGAAGAGCCCAAAAACCAUGUCCUCGCAACUUAAGCCAAUCAAAUUGUGGGGCAAAGGCGGACCCAAUCCACCGAAAAUUGCCAUCCUCUUAGAAGAGCUUGAGCUUCCAUAUGAGGUCGAAGACAUCUCGUUUCCCGAUCUCAAGAAGCCCGAGUUCCUCGCUAUUAAUCCCAACGGCCGGAUGCCAGCUAUCUACGACCCCAACACCGACCUCACAUUAUGGGAAUCUGGUGCGAUUAUCGAAUACCUGAUCGAGAAGUAUGACACGAAGCACAAAUUGAGCUUUGCCCCCGGGACGCCAGAGUCGUACCAUGCGAAGCAGUGGCUCUUCUUCCAGACAACAGGCCAAGGCCCGUACUAUGGACAGGCAGUGUGGUUCUCAAAGUUCCACCCAGAGAAGGUGCCAAGCGCUGUUGAACGCUACACGAAAGAGAUUAAUCGAGUUACUGGAGUGGUUGAAGGUCAUCUUUCAGGGAGGAAGACGGACACUAGUACUGGUGGGCCAUGGCUCGUGGGGGACAAAUUUUCCUAUGCCGACCUCGCGUGGAUCCCAUGGCAGGAUCUUACAGCAAGGAUGAUGCCGAAGGAAGCGUUCAAUGCGGAUGAUUUCCCAGCGGUGAAGGAGUGGAUGGAUAAGAUGACCUCGCGGCCGGCAGUGAAGAAGGUCAUGGAUGAGGCACUUAAGGGGCAUUAGGGGUGGGACUUUUCUCAUAGUCGACAAAGCGAGUAGCGAAGUAUUAUUUUUCAAAAUCGACGAGCUAUAAACACCGUCCCUUUGGCGCCGCGACUGGAUUCCUCUAGAUGUGAGGUUGAAGUUCCUAUGCUGCCUCGUAGAGUCUCAAAGUCCACGGUCGAAAUCAAUUCGCACUGUCGGCAAUAGAAGCUUGAGUGCCAAUUACUGCAAGUCGCUGCGUUCUAGAUAGUAUCAGUCCUUCUCGUAGGUUGCGAGUAUGUGCUACACCCCGUUCUAGUUCACCUGUGUGUCGUCAGUGGUGUACAGCGCUCGAGCUACUCGGGAGUUGGAAAAGGCGC